AUGGUGGCUGGAACAGUAGGUGGAGGUGUGUUCGGCACCAUUCGUGAGUCACUGGAAGUAACUGUAUGCGAAAUAGUGUCGGCCAAUAUUCGUGAAUCAGUAGUGCUAGUAGCAGUACAAGUGUUCGUCAAUACUUUUGAAUCAGCUAUGCCGGCAGUACGCCGCGAAGCGUUCGCCGGCACUUUUGAGUCAGUAGUACCAGCAGGGUUACACGGAGCCAUAUUUGCAGUCAUUCCGGAAUCAGUAGAUGAUGGACGUCGAUGA
Molecule: messenger RNA, 264 nt
Organism: Gongylonema pulchrum
Lineage: Eukaryota; Metazoa; Nematoda; Chromadorea; Rhabditida; Gongylonematidae
Source: the annotation of a GenBank genome assembly